AUGAUGGAUCGCGAGGACGAAGCACAGGAAUUGCCAGCGGGAGGGGGAGAAGGACAUGAAGAGGCUAUAAAGUUGCAAAAAGAAGGCACAGAAGAGGAUGAGAAUGACGAUGACGAGAGAGUUAGGCCUAAGAAAUUUUGGAUUACGGAGCUGCCAGACCCAGAAGAUACUGAAUUCAGGAAAUACACUCAUCGCACCCCAGUUGAGGGUAAUCAUGAUCCCUCAAUCUACGAACCAGGGGACGAACAAUGCAGUAUGUGGGAGUCACAUCCGAACCAUGAGUGCUACUCGCCAUUUGGGGAUGGAGGAACAACAGCAACUGUAAAUGCGUUUGGACAACUCAUGCAAUUCAGCACUUAUCUUGGCCCGGGAAAGUCUGGCAUGUUUUCGGUAGACCAUACAUCUAUCUAUGAGCCCUGGUUAGUUUGGGGCAGAGCGAAUCAACUGGAUCGCAUGUCCCGAGCCCACAAUCGAGAUGAAAUGACGUACGGUGUAUAUUUCCCAGAUCUGAUAGUAGAAGAUGAUUUGGUCCGGAAAUACGUACACUGUAGGUGGCCGCGGUAUGAAUACGAGAGCGAAAAGGCCAAACUCGUCAAUCAAUGGAUGGUGCAUGAUGGAGUCGUUUUACAGCAGUGGCGCUUCACUAAUCUUGACACUGAAAAAAUCUCAACGAAAGUUGUGUUUUCGAAAGACAUGCUCAUUCGGGAUCUGCAGUAUCAGGAAUGGGAUCACUUCUAUGGUAUUAUGGGGGGGAACUACCACUUCUUGGGACCAGGAAACUAUAGCUGGAUAUGCUUGCAUGAGCUAGUAGACAAUACCCCAGCUAGUUAUACUAACGAAGCUGAAGCGUUCAAUUAUUCUAUUGGAGUGACCGUGUUUGUUUUCAUUGACGGCGUUGCCAUCAAAUUCGACACGAACGAGGAAUGGACCUUAACCGUCAAAGGCAAUCAGACUAGAGAGUUUGUUGUUGCAUAUAAGUUGAUAUAUUCAACGUCAGAGGUUGCGAAAGAUUGGAAACAAUUCUUGGUGGCAGCGGAUGAGACAAAUGUCAAGCUGGCGGAAGAUGGUCUCUUUGAGCAUGGCUACAUGGCUAAUGGGAAAAGGAUACUGGAAAAUGGGGAACUGAGACACGCUAAUGAGCCGCCAAGAAAUAGUCUUACAGAUACAGCAUUCCAAAUCAUCAAGGCAGGGGAAUUUGCCGAACACUACAGUAAAGACCCUGGCAAAAACGAGUGGCAGCUGGCUCGCCAAUGUGUCGGGCAGGUUUAUAAAAAUUGGAUAACGCAUCUAGAUGAACUCGAUGGGAGAGGCAAGUUUGCAUGGCCUCGAUCUCGACGUGGGGAGUUCGGUGUCUUCCGCUUAGAUGAUCAUGUCUGGGCUAUUAGGGCUCUUAAGAUAGCUGAAUCCAUGGUCUCCCCCAAUUCAUUGGAGGGAGAUAUCCCGGAACGAACAACUGGGGCCUCGACGAGGCCAACCAAGUCAGCUCUGGCAAAGGAGUAUUCUUUCGCCAAUACACAGCGGGAAGUGGUGCAACGAUUUACGACGCAAAAUCCGAAUUACCAAUCUAAAAAGAGAAUGCUAGCUGUGACAAGGUCUGUACGGGAAUCUAGAUUCUUGUUUCAUGCGCGAGAUACCGCGCUCUUCUAUAAUGUCGACCAAGUGAAAUGGAGAGGGACUCAAUUUAUCGAGCUGUUGAAAAAGACAAUUGACUCGCAACCACAUCAUGUAGAUAAUGAAGAAUCUGGCUGGGACGAUACACUUCGCUAUGCUUUGGCCAUAACCAUGGGCACUGAUGGGUACAAAAUCAAUGCAAAGUCGUCGUUUGAAUUGGUACAAUCAUCUAUCGACGUUCUUUUUGGAAGCUUUAGUUCCAACGGGUUUGUUCCGGGGCAGCUAGACAAGGACACGAAGGAGCAGGCUUUGUUCGAAGACGAAGAAUAUACAGACUCCUAUUAUCACGCUAGUUUUGAGAUACCCUAUAUUCUUCUUCAAUACGCUUCCCGAAUUCACAGUCUAUAUAAGACGCAGCUUUCGGAAACAACAAUUUCGGGCCCCUCGGCUACUGUACAAUUAAUGACCGAUCUUGAUAAUCCUCAACACACAGAGCCUCAGCGACCAAAAGUCGCGGAUGCUAUGAGAGCUCCGGCAAAUCUUAAUAUGAAGAAAACUACACCUUUCAAUGACUUGAUUGAUAUAACAAAUAUUGUAGACCGUGAUGAUGAAUGGCUAUACAAUUAUCCCUCCAUAUUUUCGAGAAAGACCAAAAUCGAUUUAGAAGAAGCACGCAAGUCCGCAAAAGCUGGAGUGAAUUAUUCAGAAAUUGGCAAUGGUAUCGUCAGAAAGGAACUAGACAAUUGGGAGGGAAAUCCUCCUGAUUUAUUGGCAAGAUGGAAUCACUGCUUUGUUGUUGAUGUACAACAGACGAAAUUUUUUGGAAGAUCGGACGAGCCAAAUUACGAAGUCUAUCCAAGGGAGGACAACCUUGAGUUGUGGGAAAGACUCAGCAAACCUCGUACUCCAGAGCAAGCCAAGAAACGCUUGAUCCGGAUGCCUCUGGUUCAAGAGUUUCAAGCUGCUUUGUGCUACUUAGCCACUCCUGAAAUCUAUCAGAUGUCAAUCUCCUCUUUUUUUGAUCGACAUGUGAAAAACGAAAGCUAUUUUUUGGAAGAUACAGCUCUUAUAGAAAAUGCAUGGGAAACUGAGUUCCAUCUGAGUUUCUAUUCACUCAUCCAUUCUGACUCCAAUCAUGCUGAAGGAAUAGCUACUUCAUCUGCGGAGGAGUUCCCAGGUAGUAAUCAAAAGAAGAAGAUCGCUGUUGCUUCCAUGGGCUUCCGCUUCGAUGGCGAUAUUUUUGAUCGGUAUUGGACUGGUUAUUUGCUAGAGAAUGUUCCAGGUCUGUACAAAGAGCGAGGCUAUAAUAACUUUAAUCCAAGCGAAGGCCACCAACCUUUAUUCAUAAAAUCAAAUAAUAAAGCCUACAGACAAAGAAAAGUACUUGAGCUGCAAUUCUUUGAUCGGAUGAUACAACAAAUUGUCCGAUGCACCCAAGAAAUAUCUUACUCAAUUAGAGAGGAGUUGGGAAUGAAACAAGGCGCUUUGUCAUCUUCCAUUUUAAGUAGUGACGAUUAUUUUACUUCGAGUGUCUUGUGGAACAGAUAUCAACACAUUUUACAUGUUGUUGAGGAGGAGCUCGAAUCUGCAAUCGGAGUUAUCGGGAAAUGGGAGAAGCGGGAGGAUGACCGAAAAGGGGAAGAACCUCGCUGGACGCGGAACGACGAGAUGAAAUACCGCGGUAUCAUCAACAAAUCCAAAGGCUCUACAAAAAGGCGAGUUAUAGACCUACAUGUUGCAUAUAGGAGUAUCAAAACUCUAAGGGAAACUAUCGAAAAUAGCCAGGACCAAAUUCGCAAUGACUUGAGCCUCCAAGGGUCUGAAAAAAUCCGGUUCUUCACUUAUGUUACUGUCGUUUUCCUGCCUCUGGGAUUUGCAACAGGGAUUUUCAGCAUGAGCGGUGCCCCGGACGGGAAGGUACUUGGCAGUAUGGCAGUUUGUGCUGUUGUCGCUAUCCUCCUCACAGUACUCGCUUUACUUAACGCUAAACAACUAGCUAAGAUCGUAGAUGAUCUAUUCUCUGUAUAUCACAGAUAUUCCCAAGGAAAAAUGGAAAGGUCUCUUCUAGUAAAAGGCAAGAAGGAGCGACGAAGUAUACCUGAAGACAUUGAAGAAGUUGAACAAAAUCAUAAUCGAGUCGAGCGUACAGCAAAUUCGCACGAUAAAAAGCGCAAAAUGUCUCCAAGAGUUGAGACUUGGACUCUAUUGUUCUGGAUUCACUAUUUUAAAUUUAUGGUGUUUCAACUCACUCCAUCACCAGAACCGACGCAGGACUCGGAUGUCAAAUACAAAGAGCGCUUGAACAUGCUCAUACACCCGCCAGAUGUAGCUCGUCCUGUAAAGCCAUUAAUUAACAAGCUCAAGGCACGACGAGAGAAUGAGGAACUUGAGAAGAAAUCAAAGAAGAAAAACGGUCACGAAGAAAGAGCGCCCGACAAUGAAAAUAACUACGUAUAG
Messenger RNA from Botrytis byssoidea, 4068 nucleotides. RefSeq lists its product as uncharacterized. Gene Ontology annotation, molecular function: metal ion transmembrane transporter activity. The record is from RefSeq and is a predicted model, not a curated record. The transcript has 6 exons. The coding region runs from base 1 to 4068 and encodes 1355 amino acids. Gene Ontology annotation, cellular component: membrane. NCBI's taxonomy places the organism in Eukaryota, Fungi, Ascomycota, Leotiomycetes, Helotiales, Sclerotiniaceae. Gene Ontology annotation, biological process: transmembrane transport; metal ion transport.